GUCCGUUCACCCAGCAGCGGCUCUCUUUUGUCUUGUCCUCUCGCACGUCAGCCGAGCGUGCAUCUUCCUGGAAGCACACAACGAUCAAGGGACAUACAGCAAACAUGAGCGUGUGGCUCACCUGGUGACCCACCGAAGCUUCUCGAGUCGAUUGUUGGAUGGGUUGCUGUCGAUGUGGUCGACCUCCAGCUCACUCUCGUCGUUGCCCUCUUCUAUCAGUCGUCUCUUCUGCUCAUACAGAAACACCUCUGCAACCAACCGGUGAACGAGAAAGUUCUGUCCACUAAGCUUGACAGGACAGUAUCCCCCAGAAUGCAAAUAGCCACAUGUUUGAUGACCGUUCGUGUGCUCUAUGCGCCCCAUGUUUGACACCAUUGGCAGCCGCCCCCUCUUGCAUCGAUCAUGAAGGAAGGUAAUGCCACGGAACUCCUCUCCUGGCAUGCUUGCUGUGUCCUCAGUCACAUAACUCAGACACCAGCCGUCGAGUGGUCUGCCGGUUCGCAGCCGAGAUGAAACUGUGUCAGAGCUGACGCUAAAGUGCUUGGCUGUAAGGGCUAGUGAGCGGAAAAUGCGUUGCUGUCCUGUUUGAUCGUGAGUAGCCGUCACCCUCCGUGCCCCCCCGUGGACAUUGCGAGGCCUUGCAAUGGUUCUGUGUGUCUUGAUGACAUGCUCUUUCGGCGUCAUCCACUGCAAAUUCGACACAUGAUUGUUCCUGGUGCUGCCGUCGAUGUGGUCCACUUGAAGCUUCGAAGAAACGGAGGAUCCGUGGUGUCUGAUCAGCUGCCGCUUCUGCUCUUGCAGGAAGGUCUCAGCCACAAGGCGGUGGACGCGACAGUUCUUCCCGCUGAUUUUAACGUAGAAGUAGCCCUUCAUGAUCCAGCCUCGCGUCAGCCCGACUUUGGGCGUCCAUAUGUUGCCGUAUGUCGAGACCUGAACGCCCAGCUUCGCCAAGCCAUCGAUCUCGGGAACCGGCCGCCAUUUCUCUUCUGGCCCCCUCGGAGGCUCCAGGUCAUCCGAUGCGGGCGGCGGCGGGGAUCCACUCGAUGUGCUGUCACCCUCGCUGCCAUCGAUGGAAUGCUGGCUGUACUGCCGCUGCUGGAAGGUCCAGAUGGACGCAUGCCAUUGCAGAGGGUUGCCAUAGGGAAGCCCACAAGAAAAGAGCGCCGAGGCUGCUGCCGCUCGGAAUGUGACAUCAGAUUGACGCCGUAGGGAUGUCUGGAUGCUCCUGCAGAGAUAUGAGUCGAAGAAACGCCACGUCGCCAUCGCCCAAUC
Messenger RNA from Vitrella brassicaformis, 1272 nucleotides. Lineage: Eukaryota; Vitrellaceae. The record is from the annotation of a GenBank genome assembly.